Messenger RNA from Eupeodes corollae, 2943 nucleotides. RefSeq names its product bromodomain-containing protein 7 (gene Brd7-9). The transcript is spliced from 4 exons. Gene Ontology annotation, cellular component: nucleus. The record is from RefSeq and is a predicted model, not a curated record. Gene Ontology annotation, biological process: regulation of transcription by RNA polymerase II. Bases 163 to 2727 code for a protein of 854 amino acids. NCBI's taxonomy places the organism in Eukaryota, Metazoa, Arthropoda, Insecta, Diptera, Syrphidae.
UGGAUUCGGAACUCGGAAGCGUCUAUCUGUGUUUUAGUUCGAUUUUGUUUUCUCCCAACUUUUCAUUAAUUUCUUUUUUCAAUUUUUUCUUUAUUUCAAUAAAUUCAAAAAAAAAAAAAUAAAUCCAACAUAAUCAAAUUGAAAAAACCUACCAAAAAUAUUAUGGGCUCAAAAAAACACAAAAAACAUAAAUCCGAACGACGAGAUAAAUACGAAGAAUAUAGCAUGGAUCAUCGGCCGAGCAGUCUGAAGUUGAUUCUGAAAGUCGGGAGCAAUUCCACUCCCGAAUAUGGCAACGAUUCGCCGGCAUACGGGCAGCAGCAGGGACUAGACAGCACGGAAAUGCCCAGCUCAUCGAGCAGAGACCCAAUGCCCGGAGGAGGGGGUUCGUCGUCGGCUGCGAUGGGUGAAGAACAGCAGCAUUUCUUUGGUAAUCCCGAUUCGGAGAUGCCCGAGAAGCACAAGAAGUCCAAGAAAAAGAAGAAGAAGAAGGACCGCGAGAAGAAGCACAAGCACCACAAAGAGAAGCGACACAGACAUCGCGAGGACUCGAGUCAGGAUGAGUUCAGUUUCGUUGAGGAAAACUCGGGGCCUCUGCCGGAGAACAUUCUCUAUUAUGCCGGGGUGACAACGGGCAACAGUCCGUCGUGUCGUCCAGUGGCCAAGCCGAUUAUUCCGAAGAAAAUCGAGGAGACCAUCAGCUCGCCGCUCAGCAGCCCCGUAAAAGUGUCCGAGCCGAUGCAGACGCCUACCGGGGGAAAAGUUUACCUUGAAGCAGCUUCCCCGCAAGGGAUGCAAAUCAAUAUCCCGUCGCCGGGAAGUGCCUCCACUCCGGGGACUAUAACAACGCCUGGCAAUUCCACCCCAGGGCCGGCAUUGACCCCGAAGCCGCUGGAGGCUCCGAAAACUCCCAGUUCGUCGAGUGAGUCUGGGCGCGAGCCACGGACGUGUGUGCUGAAGCUGAAGCAGAGUAAGUCGCCUCUGACCAAGCUCCUCGACCAUCUGCUGCGGUCGCUGGAGAAGCGCGAUCCUCAUCAGUUCUUCGCUUGGCCAGUGACUGACGAUAUUGCUCCUGGCUACUCGUCCAUCAUCACCAAGCCCAUGGACUUCUCGACGAUGCGUCAAAAGAUCGAAGACAACGACUACACGACUCUGGUGGAGUUUUCCGACGACUUCAAGUUGAUGUGCGAGAACGCCAUCCGCUACAACCACAUCGAGACUGUCUAUCACAAGGCGGCCAAGCGUCUGCUGCAAAUGGGUUCGAAGCUGUUGCAGCCUGAGAGUCUGAUGCGAAGCCUCAAGCCUCUGUCUGGCUACAUGCGAGAGCUGACGGCCAAGGAACUCGGCUUCGAGUUGCUCCACGGCGAGUUCAAUGACCAUCAUAUGGCCGAUUCGGCGGAUGAAGGAGCGUCCACUGGAGCCGAGGAACCCACACAAGCUCAAAUCGAGGAGGAGGAGAAGCGCCGUGCGCUGCGUGAAGAGAAUGAACCCAAGAGUCGAUUCCAGCCUUACGUCGAUGAUUUGACCUCGGAAGAGAUCCUGGCUCAGGUGCAGAAUGCCUCGCGCAUCGCCAAGAAGAAGCUCACGGCCAAGGAGAAGGCCUAUUCCAUGGGAUUCCUGAGACAGAACAAAGAUGGAACCACUUCGAUGAAGAUUCUGCUAAAGGACGAAAAUGAGGGCCCCGAGAAGGUGGUUUCCAUUGGUGACUUGGUCGGAAAGCUUAAGACAGGAACUGGGCAGUUGCAGGGCCUCCGCGAGGACAAACGAAAUGCCGCAAAAUUGGUCAAACCACUGAACUAUGGAGCCUUUGCAUCGUUUGCUCCGGUUUUCGAUUCAAGGUUCUCCAAUCUGGGAAAGGAAGAAACUGAUUUGGUCCUAAGGACUUAUGGUGACGCAAGCAGUGCAGAGUAUGCUGAAAGCAUCAUGCAAUUCACUAAAGAUAGCAACUACGCCACGGUGCUGGCCAAUGGCCUCCUGGAUGUCCUCACAAAUGGCGAACAUAGCAAAGCUAUGGGCGAACUCUACGACAUGCAAUGUGAGACUUAUGAAACCACUGAAAUCUCAAAAUGCUUCCCCGAGACGAAGGAACAAAUCGAGGAGGAGUAUGAGAAGUACAAGACGACGAAGAUCGACUUCAAUCGAUUGAAGUCUCUGAAUGAACUGGGCAUAGACAUGUCCUUCCUGAACGACAUGGAAUCUGAGACGAAGAACUACGAAUUGACGCGGCGUCUGCAGGAGCAUUUGAGUAAUAAUCUGUCGCUGCUGGAGAAGCUCCGCAGCACUCAGCAUGAUCGACUGUCGCAACCGCUGCCAGCGCAUUUGGCCCAUGUCCAGCAACCUGGUCCUGAUGAGACGCAGCUGGCCAAUCAAGUGACUUUGCAUUUGUCUGAUAUCUGCAAGAAGCUGCCACCUAGUGCAAUUGCUGAUCCUUAUGGUCUCAGGAAGGCAAUGGGGCUCUCCAAUGUUGGUUUGCCUCCACCGCCAUCACCACGUCUAGUAAUUCCAGCAAUGCUCCAGGAGCCGUGUCAGUCAAUGACAAUCGGAAUCAGUCCCGAACCAAUUGUAGUUGGUGGCGUUCCCAUGGAAAUCGAUGACGAUGUGACCGAUUCAAAUCCGGUUCAUACGUCCGUCGAUCUGGAAAAUGAAUUGAGAGAGUUCCUCGAGAGUGGACCAUCGUUGACCACGAAUGACGAGACGAGCAACAUCGAUCAACUGUUGCUUAAUUAAUCAAUUUUAUUUUAUUUAUGUAUUUUAUUGUGCAAAAUUCAAAAGAACUUUUUUUGGAUUUGCUACAAUAAUUGUUUUAGUUUUUAUUUUGUAUUCUUUCAAUUUAAUUUGGUUUCGUAUGUUUGCAUUUUUGAUUUGUACUUUUUUUUCUUUCAUUUCCUUGUUUCAAUUUUUAGGGAUUUUUGUUUUAAAUAAAACUUAAAUUUUAACCUUUUA